This is a messenger RNA of Nannospalax galili (Upper Galilee mountains blind mole rat), 939 nucleotides long. Its product is annotated as putative olfactory receptor 10D4. Gene Ontology annotation, biological process: G protein-coupled receptor signaling pathway. Gene Ontology annotation, cellular component: membrane. The transcript has a single exon. The record is from RefSeq and is a predicted model, not a curated record. Lineage: Eukaryota; Metazoa; Chordata; Mammalia; Rodentia; Spalacidae. Gene Ontology annotation, molecular function: olfactory receptor activity; G protein-coupled receptor activity. The coding region runs from base 1 to 936 and encodes 311 amino acids.
AUGACAAAUCACACUCUAGUGACUGAAUUCACCCUACUGGGCAUCCCUGAGACAGAGGGCCUAGAGAAGGUCCUUCUCUUCCUGUUCUCAUUACUGUACGGAUGUGCCCUCCUGGGAAACAUGCUCAUUCUCACUGCGGUCAUCGCCUCCCCACGGCUCCACACACCAAUGUACUUUUUCUUGGGAAACCUCUCCAUCUUUGACGUGAGUUUCUGUUCCACAACAGUUCCCAAGAUGCUGUCGUAUCUUUCAGGACAGAGUCGGGAGAUCUCUUUUCAGGGCUGCACUGCCCAGCUCUUCUUCUACCAUUGUCUGGGCUGCACCGAGUGCUUCCUCUACACGGUGAUGGCCUAUGACCGCUUUGUUGCCAUCUGCUUUCCUUUGAGAUACAUGGUCAUCAUGAACCACAGAGUCUGCUCUGUCUUGGCCACAGGGACCUGGAUGGGUGGCUGUGUGCACGCCACUAUCCUAACCACCCUCACCUUCCAGUUGCCCUACUGUGGCCCCAGUCAGGUGGGCUACUACUUCUGUGAUAUGCCCGCAGUGUUACUUCUAGCCUGUGACGACUCAUCUCUAGCACAGACGGUGGGUUUUACAAAUGUGGGUCUUUUGUCUCUCAUUUGCUUUUUUCUCAUCCUUGUGUCGUACACUCGCAUUGGGAUCUCCAUCUCAAAAAUCCGCUCAACAGAAGGCAGGCAGCGAGCGUUCUCCACCUGCAGUGCCCACCUCACUGCCAUUGCCUGUGCUUAUGGGCCCGUCAUCAUCAUCUACCUACAGCCCAACCCUAGCCCCUUGCUUGGUGCAAUCAUUCAGAUUUUGAACAACCUUGUGACUCCCAUGCUGAACCCAAUGAUCUACAGUCUGAGGAAUAAGGAUGUGAAAUCAGCCCUAAGACAUGUAUUUCUUAAGAGAAGACUGGCUCUGAAAGAUAAAUGAGAA